Aspergillus japonicus CBS 114.51 is the source of this 512-nucleotide messenger RNA. RefSeq lists its product as uncharacterized. Bases 110 to 406 code for a protein of 98 amino acids. Lineage: Eukaryota; Fungi; Ascomycota; Eurotiomycetes; Eurotiales; Aspergillaceae. The transcript has a single exon. The record is from RefSeq and is a predicted model, not a curated record.
UUUUUUUUCAUGCACUGGCAUUUUUUCCCACCCUCCCAAGAGGAGACUCGAUCGGGUGGUUUGGUUACGGGUUAGUCAGCCCAGCCCGGCCCAGCCCAGCCCAGCUUAAAUGAAUGCCAGGAUCCAAAAUACGCGGGCGAUGUGUACGGUCUCGUCCAGGUCUCGUCCAGGUCUCGUCCGUCUCGUCCGUCUCGUCCCGUUUUUAACAAGUUCGCGUAAAUUAACCGCCACUUGCCGUCAGUUUGUCUCGUUUUGUCCUCGUUACUCGUUCUCGUUCUGGUUUUGUCUUGUCUUGUCCUUCUCCCCCUGCUCUCUUCCUCUCUCUCUCUCUCACUUUUCUUUCUCUUUCCCUCUCUCUUCCUUUCCCUCCCUCCACUUUCUUCCCGUCCCGUCAAACAUUCAUUGAUUCUUCCUUUUCACUCUCGCUCACACCCCCCCCCCCCGAGUUUUGGCUGCCUUGUCCUCGCCCUGCUCCCUCGUUUUGCUCCCUCUCCCACCCUUCCCCUCCCCUC